Messenger RNA from Adineta steineri, 1419 nucleotides. Lineage: Eukaryota; Metazoa; Rotifera; Eurotatoria; Adinetida; Adinetidae. The record is from the annotation of a GenBank genome assembly.
AUGAAUCGAAAUCAAAUCGGAUUUGAACCAGUUACGUUGAAUUCUCAGCAGACGUCCACGGGUCAAUCAACAUUGUUGCAAUGUUUUCAAAAAAAGAAACUGUUACGGAUCAUGGUUGGCAUUACCAUUGUUGCUUUAAUUGUAACUAUUUCAAUCGUAAUUAUUAAAACAAAAACAGCAAAUAUAAUAAAAGUAUCAACUGUAACAACAGAAACAACAGACGUCACAGAACUAUCAACUAUGAUAAUAACACCAACAACAACAAUACCAACUACUACUACAACAACUAGUACUUCAACAAUAACAACAACUAGUACUUCAACAACAACAACAACUACAACUACAACUACAACUACUACUACAACUAUAACUAUCACUACAACAACAACAACAUCAACUACUACUACAACAACAACAACAACUACAACUACUACAACAACACCAAACAUGAUAAAACUGUCAACUGUGACAACAGAUACAACAACGGACAACCCAACGACAAAAGUACAAACCAUACCAAAAUAUAACAAAUGGAACCAACAUGGAAUUACGAUUGCUGGAGGACAUGGUGGUGGAGAUCAAUUAAAUCAACUCUAUACGCCUUUUGAGAUCGAUAUUGAUGAUAGCAAUGCCAUUUUGAUUGCUGAUACUAUAAAUCAUCGUAUUGUUGAAUGGAAAUAUAAUUCGAGCAGUGGUCAAAUCAUUGCAGGCGGUAUGGGAAGUGGAGAUAGGCACGGUCAAUUAAAUAUGCCACUCAGCGUAAUUGCUGACAAACAGAAGAAUGCAAUAAUUAUAUGUGAACAUGGAAACAAGCGAGUUAUACGAUGGUUUCGCCAAAGUCAAACGAAUCCACAAGUUCUUAUUUCUAAUAUUUACUGUAGCGGGAUGACAAUCGAUAGAGAUGGAUCUAUUUAUGUUUCUGAUUCGACAAAGGCUGAAGUAAGACGAUGGAAAGAAGGAGACACAGAUGGAACAUUAGUUGCAGGUGGAAAUGGACCGGGAUAUCUUCUAAAUCAAUUCAGGAACCCUUGUGAUAUCUUUGUUGAUGAAGAUUAUUCUGUUUAUGUAGCGGAUAUUGACAAUCAACGUAUAAUGAAAUGGACAAAAGAUGCAAAAGAAGGAAUUCUUGUUGUUCGUGCACAUGGAGAAGGAAAUGGUCUCAACCAAUUAGCUAACCCUUAUGGAAUAAUUGUUGAUAAUUUGGGUCAAAUCAUUAUUUCGGACUAUAAGAACCACCGAGUGAUGUUUUGGCGUGAAGGAGAUACAGAAGGUGAAAUUGUUGCUGGUGGAAAUGGUGAAGGAAAUGAGCCAAAUCAAUUAAAUUCUCCGAGAGGUGUGUCAUUGGACGUUGAAGGAAAUCUUUAUGUUGUUGAUUCUCGUAAUCAUCGAAUUCAAAAAUAUGAACUAUGUACGAAAUAA